Messenger RNA from Scutellospora calospora, 639 nucleotides. The record is from the annotation of a GenBank genome assembly. Lineage: Eukaryota; Fungi; Glomeromycota; Glomeromycetes; Diversisporales; Gigasporaceae.
AUGGUUCAUACAUGUAAUAGAUGUAAUAAAUCAUUCAAAAAGUUAUGGAUGCUUACUUGUCAUCUUCAGAAUAGAAAAUUUCUAUGUCGACCUCAAGUUAUUUCUACUACAAAUCAAAUUCUAAUUCCUCAAAUCGAUUUAGAAGUAGGUAUUAAUACAAAGUAUCAAAUCUCUAAUUCCUCUUUUAAUAAAGUCUCUGACUCUUCUGGCCUAUCCAAUAAGAAUACUAUAGAUUUAGAUAAAUAUUUAUCUCGAGAAGAAUUUGAGUUUCUUAAAACAUUAGAUCUAAUAGAAAAUGAUGCUAUAUUAGAUACUAGUAUUCAAUUUAUUCAAAUUAGAGUUAGUGAUCCAAAAAGACCCUAUGAUAAUUUUAAUUUAUUAACAAAUGCUAAAGAUGAAAUUACAAGAGUUCUUAAAAUCAAGCUUAAUAAAAAAGAGCAUAUAAAGUUAGUAUUAGUUGCCCUUUGCUAUUAUAAAAAAGUCAACAAAUCACUAAAAAAAGAGGAUAAAGAAAAUAAUAUAAUAUAUUGUCAUCACAGAAGUAAAAUAUAUUCACUUUUAUCAGAAAAUGAUAUAGAUAACCAUAUAUCUCAGUCAGCUUCAAAAAUAGAUAAAGAUAUUGAGGAAAUAUUAAGAUGA